AUGAGCGAGGCCAGCCGGGUGUGCUCCGGCUACUACAGCCUCAACCGCAGCUUCGUGGAGCCCUUCCAGUGUCCCCGGCGCGGCGAGGGGGCCACCCUCAUCUACUGCUGCGGCUUCGCCGACCUCAAGUACUGCUGCAGUGAGCCGGGCAGCUACUUCCCCUACAAGCACAGCUACAUGUGGAGUCUCAGCAUUGGCGCUCUGAUUGGACUGGGAAUUGCUGCCCUUGUUUUACUUGCCUUUGUCAUCAGCGUCUGUGUUCUUUGCUACUUAUUUCUGUAUACAAAGCCUCAAAGAUUAGACACUGGCCUUAAACUUCAACACCUAGAGGCUACUUCCACUAAAGAAGGCAGCUCAAAUAGAAAAACCAAAGCCCCCAGUUCAAAUUCAACAAAUGAAACGUUCUAUGAAGCUGAUGAUAUAAUUCAAGAAAAAACAAUGGAUAUGACACAAAUCAACACUGCUUACUGUUAA
Molecule: messenger RNA, 474 nt
Organism: Mesoplodon densirostris (Blainville's beaked whale)
Lineage: Eukaryota; Metazoa; Chordata; Mammalia; Artiodactyla; Ziphiidae
Gene: SHISAL2B
Product: shisa like 2B
Exons: 3
Coding region: 1-474 (157 amino acids)
Source: RefSeq, a predicted model, not a curated record